Moneuplotes crassus is the source of this 785-nucleotide messenger RNA. NCBI's taxonomy places the organism in Eukaryota, Ciliophora, Spirotrichea, Euplotida, Euplotidae. The record is from the annotation of a GenBank genome assembly.
AUGGGAUCUGCAUGCUGAGCCACUGGUCAAAGACAACCACAGCGUCCACGUCUAUCCUUCUUCACAAGUAUGUCUAUUGAAGAACCCACUAGAAUAAGAGGUAGGACCCAAAACUCACUUGUAGACAGACACAGUUAUCAGAGUAGAACAGGGUGAAACACUAAUCGAGGAAUACCAGCAGGGACACCAGGAACAAGAAGGAAGCUGAACAGUAUUAAGAAGGAGCUGGACGAGUCUGUAGUAAAGAAAGAAGUAGUUGAUAGGAAGAUUCCUUCAAGGUAAACAUAUCAAAAUGUUAAAAAUCUUAAAAUACGAUUUUUAGAAAAUUUAUGAAUUACAACCGUAUAAUUGAUUUCUCAGUAUAUUAUUUUGUAAUCUGCAGGUAUCAUCAGAAGCAGGAGGAACCAAGAGAUCAUUUUCUGUUGGAGAGAUACACCCACAAAAAGGUAAACCUUUUCUGCUCCGAUAUGAUACAUUCAAGUAGGAUACGUAAUCAACAAAUCCAAACUGUUUACAAACAAAUAAUAAUUGUACAUCCCAGAGACUGAGCAAUGAUAACUCCUUCCCAAAAUCUAUUAGAACAAUUGAAGAAGGAAAAAGUCUCCUUUACGACCAUUCACUAAGGUACAGCACUAUUCUAAUGCAACACGAAGACGAAGAUACCUCAGAAGCCAUGUUAGAAUACCUCCUCGACAAAGACCUAACCUCCCAACCUCCUAUCAACCCCUCUAUCCGCAAAACCUCCUUCCAAAGUACCCCUUCCAUUCCCCCAUUCCUAAAUCUCA